Lontra canadensis (Northern American river otter) is the source of this 1259-nucleotide messenger RNA. RefSeq names its product sterile alpha motif domain containing 12 (gene SAMD12). The coding region runs from base 138 to 623 and encodes 161 amino acids. Gene Ontology annotation, cellular component: cytoplasmic side of plasma membrane. NCBI's taxonomy places the organism in Eukaryota, Metazoa, Chordata, Mammalia, Carnivora, Mustelidae. The record is from RefSeq and is a predicted model, not a curated record. The transcript is spliced from 5 exons. Gene Ontology annotation, biological process: cell surface receptor protein tyrosine kinase signaling pathway. Gene Ontology annotation, molecular function: protein binding.
UGCGUGACCGCGGCAGGUUGGUCCUAGAGCAGAUGAGCGCAGAAUAUUUAGGCGAGAGCGCGAGGAGGGGGGAGCGCGGGGCAGGAGGAGUAUCUCGGCCGAGAAAAUUAUGCAUGCGUUAGGGAAGCUCUGAGAGAAUGGCUGUGGAAGCUCUCCACUGUGGCUUGAAUCCCCGGGCUGUCGAUCACUCCUCCCGGGCCGAAGGCAUUAAACUGCAGAUUGAAGGGGAAGCUGUGGAAUCUCAACCCAUUAAAAACAAAAGUUUUCAGAAGGUGCUUGACCAAAAAGGAACCCCCAAGCGACUGCCAACAGAAGCUGAGACGGCUAAGUCGGCUACGGUGAAGCUGUCGAAACCAGUGGCUCUGUGGACUCAACAGGAUGUCUGCAAGUGGCUGAAGAAACAUUGUCCGAAUCAGUAUCAGAUCUACAGUGAGUCAUUCAGACAGCAUGACAUUACUGGGCGAGCCCUGCUGAGACUGACUGACAAAAAGCUUGAGCGGAUGGGGAUUGCCCAGGAGAACCUCCGGCAGCAUAUCCUACAACAGGUGCUCCAGCUGAAGGUGCGCGAAGAAGUCAGAAACCUACAGUUACUCACACAAGCCUCAACCGAGGGUUCUCCAUAAACGUGGUUAGCCUUCCAAGCUGCUGUCCUGCCAGUUGAUAUGAACGUGGCCUGUUCCUCACAGAAAGACUAACUCAUGGCACUGCCAGAAGAUCUCCAUGGAGCACUGACAGAUUAACCAGAUUAACUGAAAAAACUCCCAUUCAGUCAAGAUCAUGGGCUUUGAAAAAUCUUAGUUUGCUGUGGAUUUUAAAAUGAGGUGCAUAAUACACAGUGCCAACUUGCUCCAAGUGGUCAUUGGCAGACCAUUAGCUGGAAAAUUGCUUCCAGUUUUCAUCACUGUGCAUAACUCAAGCUCCCUUAGGGGAGCUGUCUGUGCCCUUCACUAGAAGUCCUAUUUUAGCAUGGCAACUACUGGAUUAUUUUAUUAUGUGUGCAGAUGGCAUGAUAUGUUAGACAAAAAAAAAAUCACAGCAGUUCUGCAAUCUCAGUGGAAGCGUUCACGAUACUCUGCCCUGGUAGGAAUGUAAACAUGUCUUGAUUAUGUUAGUUACGAUGUCUAAAGGUAUUCUGUCCAACUCUUAAGCACUUUACAUGAGAACACGACACCAAAACCAAUCAGCACGUCCAGUACAUGUGGGAAAACAAGUAUUCUCCCUCUCUCUCUCUCUCUCUCUCUCUCUCUUUUUUCCUUUUA